UGGGCCACCCGCGAUGCUGCUGCACGUCUUGCUGUGCGUCGCCACCUCCCUACCUCUGAGCGCGCGCAUUUUAGUCAGUACAAGAGUGCUCAGACCUUGUACGACGCUGUAGUUGCGCGCUACUCCUCCCCUGCCACUGCUGCACUGAGCCGUCUCAUGCUUUCCUACCUCUUUCCUGACCUCUCUGCCUUUCCCACUGUCGCUGACCUCAUUACGCACCUCCGCACUAGUGACACUCGCUACCGCGCCGCCCUUCCUGCUGAGGACCACUUUCUCGCAGUUUGUCCCACCACCCUCACCGUCGACGUCCUCGAGAAGGCCCUCCUCGCAGCGGAGAAGAGCAUAGUCGCUGUAGGAGCUUCUCGUGGAGACCCUCGCACCCCCAUCUUUGAGGGGUGCUCUCCUUCCCCCUUGCUGGCCCUCUGUUGCCUCUACUGCUGCUGCCGACCUGCUUGGUCUGUGGGUCGGUCGGCGCGGAGUCUGCCCCUAGUGGGAGACGUCGCUUUGGCAAGGGCAAGGGGGCAAGGCGCGGGUGGAGCUGGAGGGGGCGGUGGCGGUGGCGGCGGAGGCGGCGGAGGGGGUCGGGGUGGCGGCGGGAGUAGUGGCGGGGGUGGUGGUGGUGGUGGCAGCAGCGGCGGAGGCGGCGGUGGUGGUGCAGCGGUGGUGGUGGUGGCAGCGGCGGAGGUGGAGGCGGCGGAGGAGCAUCGGUGGAGGCGGUGGUGGUGGAGGGGGUGGAGCUGGUCGGGGUGGUACCCAGCAGCGGAGCGGCGGUGGGUGGUGGCCAGCGCUCGCAGCAGCAGCAGCGUUCGCGGGACAUCCCUCCGCCUCAGCAGCUUCGUGAGUGGUUGA
Molecule: messenger RNA, 849 nt
Organism: Closterium sp. NIES-65
Lineage: Eukaryota; Viridiplantae; Streptophyta; Zygnematophyceae; Desmidiales; Closteriaceae
Source: the annotation of a GenBank genome assembly